UGGGGAGUGUGGACGGUGGCGCCAUUUCUCCCUCAGUCCCUCCUCGCCGGCGCAUAAACAUGGGGUGGAAUCCUGACAGAGACGCGUUAUCACAGAUUUUAGGAUUACUACGCGAGUCACAAUCCCCGGACACAGUAGUGCAACAAUCCGUGCAGCAGAAACUAGAAGAGCUCAACAAAUUCACAGACUUCAACAAAUACCUAAUAUUUGUCCUCACAAAGCUAACUACUGAAGAUGAGCCCACCAGGUCUCUCAGCGGAUUGAUUCUCAAGAAUAAUGUGAAGGCACACUUCCACCAGUUCCCACCAGAUGUCGCCCAGUUCAUUAAGGCGGAAUGUCUGUCAGCGGUGGGGGAUCCGUCUCCCCUCAUCCGGGCCACUGUGGGCAUCCUCAUCACCACCACAGCCUCCAAGGGGGAGCUCUCCACCUGGCCAGAGCUUCUCCCCCGCCUGUGUGAGAUGCUUGACUCGGCAGACUACAAUGUGUGUGAGGGAGCGUUCGGGGCGCUGCAGAAGAUAUGUGAAGACAGCGCUGAGUUCCUGGAGAAGAGCCCUGACCGCCCUCUUGACACUCUCAUCCCAAAGUUUCUUCAAUUCUUCAAACACAGCUCAUCCAAAAUUAGAUCCCACGCCAUCGCCUGUGUCAACCAAUUCAUCAUCAGCAAAACCCAGGCGCUCAUGGCAAACAUCGAUGCCUUCCUACAGAACCUCUUCCACCUUGCAAUGGAUGAUGAUCCUGAUGUGCGCAAAAAUGUGUGCAGGGCGCUGGUGAUGCUGCUUGACGCGCACAUCUCCUCUCUCAUCCCACACAUGCACAACAUCAUCGAGUACAUGAUGAUACGCACUCAGGACCCUGAUGAAAAUGUGGCCCUGGAGGCCUGUGAGUUCUGGCUUUCCCUGGCUGAGCACCCCAUCUGCAAGGAGGCCCUGAAGCCACACCUGCCCAAGUUGAUCCCAAUCCUGGUGCGAGGCAUGAAGUACUCUGAGAUUGACAUUAUCCUCCUGAAGGGUGAUGUAGAGGAGGACGAAAGUGUGCCAGACCGCAGCGAGGACAUCAAGCCACGCUUCCACAAGUCGCGCCACACCAUCCGCCACGAGCCCAUGGAGAAUGGUGGCAGUGGAGGAGAGGAGUUUGCCGAUGACGAGUCUGAUGACGGACUGGAUGAUGACUCCUCCCUCUCUGAUUGGAAUUUGAGAAAGUGCUCUGCGGCGGCCCUGGAUGUGUUGGCCAACGUGUUCCGAGAGGAGAUGCUGCCAGUGAUCCUUCCCAUCCUUAAGGAGACAUUGUUCCAUCAGGAGUGGGAGAUCAGGGAGUCUGGCAUCCUGGCUCUGGGGGCCAUUGCUGAGGGGUGCAUGAAUGGCAUGACACAACACCUGCCGGAGCUAAUUCCUUACCUAAUCAGCUGCCUGCAACACAAGAAGGCUCUGGUGCGCUCCAUCACCUGCUGGACACUCUCCCGCUACUGCCACUGGGCGGUGGUGCUGCCUGACCACACUUUCCUCAAGCCACUCAUGUAUGAGCUGCUGAAGUGUGUGUUGGACAGCAACAAGCGAGUACAGGAGGCUGCAUGCUCAGCCUUUGCCACCCUGGAGGAGGAGGCAUGCACUGAGCUUGUUCCUUACCUGGCAGACAUCCUCAAGACUUUGGUGUUUGCAUUCAAGAAAUAUCAGGCCAAGAACCUCCUGAUACUAUAUGAUGCAAUUGGCACACUGGCGGACUCUGUGGGCAACUACUUGAACAAGGAAGAGUACAUACAGAUGCUGAUGCCACCACUCAUUGAGAAGUGGAACAUUCUCAAGGAUGAAGACAAGGAUCUUUUCCCUCUGCUUGAGUGUUUGUCGAGUGUUGCCACAGCCCUGCAGUCGGGCUUCCUGCCUUACUGCAGCCCUGUGUACCAACGAUGUGUGUCUCUGGUGGAGCAGACCUUGAACCAGACCAUGGCACAUCAACAGAACCCAGGUCAGUUUGAAGCAGCCGACAAAGACUUCAUGAUUGUCUCCCUCGACCUUCUCUCUGGGCUGGCUGAGGGUCUCAAUGGGCACGUAGGACAACUAGUCCAGCAGUCAAACAUCAUGCAGCUCCUCUAUCAGGCCAUGCAGGACCCCAUGCCAGAGGUUAGACAAAGCUCAUUUGCUCUGCUGGGUGACCUGACCAAAGCAUGCUUCCAGUAUGUCGCUCCAUGUAUAUCUGAGUUUAUGCCGAUACUGGGCCAGAACCUUAACCCAGAGCUGAUAUCAGUCUGCAAUAAUGCCACCUGGGCCAUCGGAGAGAUCUCUGUCAAGCUUGGUCCCGAGAUGAGGGUGUACAUCAACCUUGUGCUGACGGACCUCAUCUUCAUCAUCAACAAGCCCAACACCCCCAAGACGCUGCUCGAGAACACAGCCAUAACAAUUGGACGCCUAGGCUAUGUGUGUCCCAAUGAAGUGGCUCCCCUCUUGCAACAGUUUAUCAGGCAGUGGUGUAUCUCGCUUCGAAACAUUCGAGACAAUGAGGAGAAGGACUCAGCGUUCCGUGGGGUGUGCAACAUGAUCAGUGUGAAUCCUGGUGGUGUUGUUGAGGACUUCAUCUUUUUUUGUGAUGCCAUUGCCUCCUGGAUCAAUCCCAAGCAAGACCUGAAGGAGAUGUUCCAUAAGAUCUUGCACUGCUUCAAGGAGCAGGUGGGCGAGGACAACUGGAAGCGCUUCACAGAGCAGUUUCCUCCUCCCCUCAAGGACCGGCUGUCCCAACACUAUGGAGUGUGAGCAGGUGAUGCUGCUCUUGUGUGAAGACCAGAGCCCAGGACAAGGGAAUGUUAGCGUCCUGGCCGAGCUCUGUGGCGCACGGUGUUAGGAGGCCACAGCCAGAGUGAGCCUGGGUGGGGGGAGGGAUGCAUCUUCUUCUCACAGCCACAUCCUGGUCUACCCACCUGAUGGCUGUCUGCUGCAGGUGCAGGUUGGGUUGGGAGUGGCUGCCGCGCGCGUGCCGUCGUGGGAGGGACUUUGCGGUCUAGGGUGGGUGGGGGGAGGCGGAGGGAGGGGGGUGGUUCGCCCCUGGUGGGUGGGGGGAGGCCGGGAGGGAGUUCGUCGGUCCCCAGCACACCACAACACCACCACCACACCCACCCACCUCCUGUGCACCGCCCACUAUUGUGGGCAUGUGCAGUUGUGUGGGUGCACCACUUAGAGGCUGCCUGUUGCCCCGUCCACUCUUGCUGCCACCGCCGCCGUCCCUGCCCUCAUCCUCCCCUAGUGGUUAGUUUGUAUUGUGUAAGAUAUGUAAAUACUUGGAAGCUUUUAUUUUCUACAUGAUCAUCACUACUGUAAGUCUCCUGUGCCAACCAUGACCUCCUCCUCUCACCAGUCACGGGUCAUGUAGCUUUCCCCCGGCGGGGUGUGCGAGGUGUGCGGGGCAUGGGCAGCGUGUGCCUCACAACAGUAUCCACCAGCCCGGGGCUGCCAGCCUCACUCACCCUCAACACUACCCCAAUAUGGUGCUACUUUUUCUGGGUAGGGCAAGGCAGGGUAGGGGCUCGUGGGUCAAGCUGCCCUGCUGCCCAUGCCAACUUGUCUUAGUUUGAUGAUCAUGUUGAGGGUGAUGAUGAAGAGUAGUCUUCAGGCUGGUGGUUGUACUGUGCCUUGCCGGGGCAGCCCCGCUCCACACCCAGCCUGGGCACUCUGGGCUGGGUGUGGGCUGGGGUUGUCCUGUACUUUGUUUUCCCGUGCACACAUAGGACUUAAUGGAAACGACUGUGAUCAUAGUGAUUUCUUUGAUUUUUGUACUGUUAUGCAAAGUAAGUUAAAUAUCACUUCUCAAAGUCUACUACUACUAUUACUACUACUAUACUUCCACUUCCGCUUCCACUUCUAUUACUUCUACUACUGUUAUUGCUACUACUAUUUCUACACUCAACUCCUUGAUGACAAGUGGGUAAAAUACUGUGCAAUACAUGUCAUCACUGCUGGGAUGUGCUGGAGGCUGUAGCUGCAUUGGGCAGCCAUCGUGGGGAAGCCUCAGCGGGGUCCGGGGCUGGGGUCCGGGGAGCCGGGGUCUUGCCCCACACACAAAAUUAUUAGGUUAAGGGCCGAGGAGUGGCCAGGCCGUAGCCACACAUAUCAACUUUAUACAUGCAGGACUCUUUGGUUCUUGUUGCGGGGGUCAGCAGCGUGUUUUUACAUUUUGAAAUUUGGUCUAGGGCGGUAGGACGGGGCUGUUAUGGGGCAGUUCAGUUGUCAAUAUUGGUUUCUCUCAGCUAGGUUCAGGUUAGGGCCAUCGGGGGCAAGCUAGGGCCCUUCAGGGGCACGAAAAAUAUCUCUGGGUUCAAACAUAUUUUGGAACGGCAAAUUUUGUGGGAUGGUGUUUGGGCUGCCAGAGCAAAGGAGGCCUGAGCUUUGUGCAAGCCCUGCCCAACCCUGUAGCAGUUUGUUUGGUGUAUUUGUAGACAAAAUACUGUCAGUAGUGUUGUUAUUUGCGGUGUCUCUUGCAUGCCCUCAGCCAGUACGUCACCACUUCUCGCAUCUCUUGUUACCAUCUGUUUGUGUAUUAGUUGUUUGCCGGGCAGCGGGCAGACAGGCCACCAUCACUAACGUGCUCCUGAUCUGUGGCAUGGUCAAGGUUACUGCAGUGUGGUUGUGACCUAGCUAACAGUUAGGGUCUGUGACAUGAGAAGUACAUACUGGGAUGGAGACAGAUUAACAUAGGAAUGUUUCUUUAGCUGUGUUGCUGACAGGUGCCACCUGCAUGUGUGCCCUACAGCAGCGGUUCUUGUUGAGAGCCCCUGACCAAGCAGCCAGACUACUAGUUGACCGCACAGACCAUCUCAUCUGUGGAAAGACAACCACCUGAGAAAACCAUCUUGCCUGUGGGAGUGAAUACAAGCCAAGAUGCCAACCAGCCAGCCAGCCAGUCCCCAGCCCAAACCUUGUGUAUAUGUCAAGAUAUGCAACAGUGUGUCAAGUGUGCUGCUGCCUUUCUCAACCUCUGCACUGGGGCGGUGUGAACUGGCAUGCGUUGGGAGAGGAGAAGAGGAUGAACUACCCACCACCACUACUAGGGUAGGAUACCAAUACAAUAUCACUUGAGUCUCUCCUUUGUGAGCCUGGCCAGUCAGUACUUAGGCUGCCUGGGGAAAAUAUGUCAAGCAAGAAAAAUUACAAAAAUGGUCAUUGUGUUUUGUAAAUGCUGGUCAUUCUUGCCUAUUUUAUUUUUAACCAUAGUAUUUUCUAUUGUAUUAUUAGGAUCAAAAGGUGUAUAUCCAUGUUGCAUUCCUCUUGCCUAUUUUGUGACCCUUCAUCAGCUACUCAUCUCACCUUGACUCAUGUCCUCCUCUUCCUCUUCCCCCAAAGCAUUGCCAUUGUUGUCUGGAAAGGUUGCUCUUGUGGGGGAGACCUCACCAGCCGGGAGUGGGCCGCUGCUCUAUUCAGUUGUUGUUUUCCUAGACUGUGCCUUAAAAGAUACUGUUGGAUACCCAUUAUUGCAUUAUAUUUCACUUCCCCACAUCUGUCUUUCUCUCUAGUCUUUCUCAUCCUUCAUCAAUUCCCUUUUAACAUACUUUUCAUUCACAUAAAACAUACCAAGUCCCCUUCCCAUCCCUUAUUCUUCCAUCCCCUUACAUAACAGUCAACUGGUUUAUUCGUUCGCUCUUUUGUGAACACACUUUGUGCAUGCUAGUGUUGAUAAAAAAAAGAAGUAAUAGUUCGCGCAGCCAUCACUAACUUGGAUCUGACAUGGCCUGCCUUUACCAACUAAACGACCAACCUUUCUUUGCUCAAGGAGGGCAGGGUGUUGGGUGAGAGUCUUAUGAAUAGCCCUCACACAACCCUGCUCCCUUCCCCUGUAAAGAAAAAGUAAAAGUGUCAUCGCUGUCCACCGCUGUUGAAUGCCACCUCUGAAAGCACACAGGCACGUGAACACAUUGCCGCACGCAUUGGCUACAUCCGUACAUCCUGGCUUGGGGCUAAACGCUUGGAGACAUGAAACAGCAAGCGUGUGUGUGGUUAUUUGUGAGUGCGAGGGUUCCUCUCUCGUGCUCAGGUCUGUGAGUGUUUGCGACGACGCCGUUCCCAAAGUCCAGCUGGAACGAAGGCAGGUUAGGCAGGGGACAAAACACAGAAGCAAGCAAGCAAGCAAGCAUGUGAGCAAACAGGUGUUAAAUUCUCCUUAGGGUGUCCAAUCCUCUCACCGAGUUCACAAGGACAGUAGGUUUUUGCCUCAGUGCCCCUUUCCAUAGCUGCUAGGCAAAUUGUUAGGGUCCGGGGCCAGGCCAACCAGCGUACGUCGCCUAGGUAAGAGGUAGGAGUAGGGACAGGGUGGGUCGGAGGGAGAGCUCAGUCAGUCAGUCAGUAAGUCAGUCAGUCAGUUAUUGAGUCUGUCAAGUCGCUCGUAUCAGGUUAGGCCAAAAGUUAGGAGUUGGGAGGGUGCUCACAGUGGCUAGUCAGACACUUCUCUGGAGGUUGCAGGGAACCAUGGAUACUGCUGGAUUUAAAUUGAAAUGUUUUGUAUAGUGAAUUAAGGCAUACUGUCAUGAAUCGGAUCCUGGUGGGGCAUCUCCAGGGAGGUGCUAGCUGGACCACUCCUCAUUGUGUACUUUUAUUAUUUAUUACCAGCAUGACAGGUGGAUGAAUGCGUGUGUGCGUUGCGUUGCGUGCAUCUUGGGUCGAAUUCGUGUCAUGGCGAACUGACUUAUUUUAAUGCGGGUCUUAGUAUAUUUUUUUUGCCUUUCUUGGUUUAUCUGUUUUCUUUCCCCAUCAUGCUCAGUGGCGAAGGCCGAGUUUAUGGUUUUAUCGACUAGUCAUUAAUAAGUUAGGGACUGUUAGGUUAGGUCUGAGACAUUUCAUAUUUUUCCUCAAUGUGAAUGCUACUGUUUAUAUAUUUUUCCCUUCACACAGUUGUUAGUAGGCGAUAGGUUCUAAUUUUUAAUCAUAUGUUAUAUUUUUUGCUCAUAAUUGCUGAUGUUCUAGUACAAAUAAUUAUUGUUGAUAAUGAUAAUCAGUUUUUUCUUGAGUAAUAUAUUAUUUUUGUCGUAAUAUUAUUC
Portunus trituberculatus (swimming crab) is the source of this 7009-nucleotide messenger RNA. It is a transcript of the gene Tnpo, whose product is annotated as transportin-1-like. The record is from RefSeq and is a predicted model, not a curated record. NCBI's taxonomy places the organism in Eukaryota, Metazoa, Arthropoda, Malacostraca, Decapoda, Portunidae. Gene Ontology annotation, molecular function: small GTPase binding; nuclear import signal receptor activity. The transcript is spliced from 22 exons. Gene Ontology annotation, cellular component: cytoplasm; nucleus. The coding region runs from base 60 to 2741 and encodes 893 amino acids. Gene Ontology annotation, biological process: protein import into nucleus.